Messenger RNA from Fonsecaea multimorphosa CBS 102226, 1899 nucleotides. RefSeq lists its product as uncharacterized. Gene Ontology annotation, cellular component: vacuolar membrane. Gene Ontology annotation, biological process: amino acid transmembrane transport. The transcript has a single exon. Bases 1 to 1899 code for a protein of 632 amino acids. The record is from RefSeq and is a predicted model, not a curated record. Gene Ontology annotation, molecular function: amino acid transmembrane transporter activity. NCBI's taxonomy places the organism in Eukaryota, Fungi, Ascomycota, Eurotiomycetes, Chaetothyriales, Herpotrichiellaceae.
AUGUCGAUCAUCCCGACUGGCCCAAUGGCCAUCAGCACAGGAACCAACAAGGAGUUGAAUGAGCUCCAGGAGCCCGACAAACUCCGCCAGAUGUCAGUGAGCGGCGCUCAUCCGGGCAUCCGUCAACGUCUCUGGGGUCUGCAGGCCCGUUUGGACCCUACUGUCACCUUUGAAGAAUACACCUUCUGGGCCAAGAUCGAACGUGAACUGGAGGCCAUUGAGUACCGCCAUUAUAUGGCCAAGCUCAAGGGCGCAGGCGUCAUCGGUUACCUCAAGGCCUAUUUCAGCAACUCGACUGAAAUUGAUGCCCACAGCAUUACCGGUUCUCAAGAUGGCGUGACACAAAGUGAGAGCACCCAGGCCGGCAAGUCCGAAAAGGAGCAGGAGAAGAACGGCGUUGUUGCCAACAGCGACCCUACCAUCAGCGACUCUGGCAUUCUCCCAAUUGCGCCGUCAACCAGGGAAGACUUGGAUGCCGAGUGGCGACGUGCCGCUCGCGCCCUCCGCACAACUGGCUGGAUCACCAUCUUCUACCUCAUCACCACCGACAUCCUCGGUUGGAGUCAGACCCCUUACGUCUUCGCCAGCGUUGGUUACGGCCUUGGUGUCGGCAUUUUCGUGCUUUUCGGGCUUGCCGCCGCCGCCUCGGGGCUGAUGAUCUGGAAGGUCUUCCUGGCUCUUGACUCUUCGCGCUACCCCAUGCUGAGCUUCGGCGACCCUUUCUUCCGUCUCUUCGGUCCCAAGACCCGCAACUUCAUCAAUGUUACCCAAGCCUUUCAGAUGUGGUGUUCUGUCUGCGUUGUGCUCAUGGGCAACUCGCAGAUCUUGUCGCAGCUGGCCGACGCCAAGGUCUGCUACAUCGCCAUCGUCAUCAUCAAUAUGGUCGUUGGUAUGGCCUCAGGCUGGCUGCGAUCUUUGAAGCAUCUUGGUUGGCUAUGCAACUUCGCCGUCUGGAUCAACAUUGUCAGCUUCAUCAUCAUCUGUGCCGCCGCUGCAACUAACGGCCCGGACCCUACCGUCGCUCUCCAGACAACCCUCUUGAAGAAAUUCGACCCUGUUAAAACCUUUAUUGGAACGCCACCUGCCGAGUAUCAACAGCAGUCGACUGAUCUGUUUGCAGCACAAUUUAACGGCAUUGACACUAUCGUCUAUGCCUACUCUGGGGCUCUUCUCUUCGUUGCAUUCUUGUCCGAAAUGCGUCAUCCCAUGGACUUCUGGAAGGGUUGUCUCCUCGCUCAAACAUUCAUCCUGGUCGUCUACGUCUUCUUCGGCGCUUUCGUUUACACCUAUAUUGGUCAGUACUCCAUCACAAACAUCACGCAGGUUGUCAGCCCCUACGGUCUGCAACUUGUCAGCAAUAUCCUGGCCUUGAUUACCGGUUUCCUUGCCAUCUUCUUGUAUUUCAACAUCGGCAUGAAGACGGUCUACCUCGAAGUUGGCCAGGAGCUAUGCGGACUGCCGCCCAUGAGCACGAAGAAGGGAUACUACUUCUGGCUGGCUCUUGGACCCAUAUAUUGGAUCAUUGCCUUGGUGCUUGCCGUUUCCGUCCCCAAUUUCACCGCCAUCACCAACCUCAUCGGUGGCUUACUCAGUCUCAACUUCACCUAUAGUAUCCCCGCCAUUAUGUACGUGGCCUGGGCCAUCCAAAGUGCUGCAGCACUGCCUGGCGAGGGUUUCGACCCAUAUACCGGUGUCACCACUCGUCAUGAUGAUGGCUGGCCGCGAUACAUGCGUGGGUUCAAGAAGAGCUGGUGGUAUACUCUUCCGGCGAUCCUGUUCGCACUGGGUGGUUUGGCCUCUUCCGGCAUGGGUUCUUGGUCCGCUAUUCAAUCCCUCAAGGAGAUCUUCGGCCCCGGUGGCACCAUUCAGACAUCGUGGAGCUGCACUGCUAUCGGUUAA